AUGAGGGCCGCCUCAGAAUGGCGGAGGAUUCGUACUACCUUCGCAGUCCGCAGGAGAUGGCAGGCGCUCUGGGCAGAAGUGCCCGAUGCCAUCACCAACUCACAGCGCAUCGCCGAGAUGUGCGAGCUUAACCUGGACUUCUCGCGCAUGCGCCUCCCUGAGUACCCGGUGCCCGGCGGCAUCAGCGCCGACGAGUAUCUCGCGCAGAUAUGCCACGAAGCGUUGAACAGCCGCAUUCCAAACGCAGGCGAAGCCGAACGCGCUCGUCUCGACUACGAGCUCGAAGUCAUCCGGGCAGACCCAGUUCCCCGACUACUUCCUCGUCGUCUGGGACAUCGCCAAGUUCGUGCACGAGCGCGACAUAUUCUUCGCCGUGCGCGGCAGCGCCGCAGCAAGCCUCGUGCUCUACUGCCUCGGCGUAACCGAUGUCAACCCGCUUCCUUACAGCCUCGUUUCGAGCGUUUCCUCAACGUCGAGCGCAAGGAGAUGCCGGACAUCGACAUGGACUUCCAGGAUGACCGCCGCGAAGAGGUCAUCAACUACGUUGUGGACAAGUACGGCAGAGAACACGUCGCCCAGAUAAUCACCUUCGGAACAUUCGGCGCAAAGGCGGCGAUCCGCGAUGUCGGACGCGCCCUCGCAAUGCCCUACGGCGAUGUGGACCGCGUGGCGCGCCUCGUCCCCAACCGCCUCAACAUCACUCUGGAAGACGCGCUUGAACAGAACCCGGAGAUGAAGGAAAUCUACGACGCCGACGAAGGCGUAGCCAAGCUCGUUGACACUGCAAUGGGACUCGAAGGCUUGACCCGCCAUACCAGCACUCACGCCGCCGCCGUUCUCAUUUCUCAGGAGCCGCUCGACGACAUCGUGCCUCUCCAGAGACCCACGCGCAGCACGGACGACGGCACCGGCGUCGCCAUGACCCAGUACGCCAUGGACCCUUGCGCCGCACUGGGCCUGCUGAAAAUGGACUUUCUCGGACUCGCUAACCUCUCCAUUCUCGCCAGGGCGCGCGACCUCAUUGACGAGACAAGAGGGUUCAAAUUCGCCCUUACCGAAAUUCCACUGGAAGACGGCAACACCUUCGACCUGCUAUCCAGAGGAGACACGGUAGGCGUGUUCCAGCUUGAGGGCGGUGGAAUGACCCGCUACAUCAAGGAACUCAAGCCAAGCUCACUGAGCGAUGUCGCGGCUAUGAUUGCGCUCUACCGCCCCGGUCCGAUGGAGCACAUAUCCACUUUUAUCGAUUCCAAGCACGGGCGCGUCGCCCCUCACUAUCCGCAUCCCGCGCUGCAGGACAUCCUCGAAGAAACAUACGGCGUCAUCGUCUAUCAGGACCAGGUGCUGCAGAUUGCGCGCACUUUCGCGGGAUACUCACUCGGUCAGGCGGACAUCGUCCGCAAGGCGAUGGGCAAGAAGAUUCCUGAGAUUAUGGCUGAGGAGAAGCAGAACUUCCUCGAUGGCGCGCUCAAUCAGGGCUACACCCGGCAGAUGGCGGAGCAGAUUUUCGCGCUCAUAGAACCAUUCGCAGGCUACGCCUUCAACAAGGCGCACAGCGUCAGCUACGGCCUCAUCUCAUACUGGACCGCCUAUCUGAAGGCAAAUUUCCCCGCCGAGUACAUGGUCGCCUUGCUGAACUCCUACAAGGACAACACCGACAGGGUGGCGGGAGCGGUCGCGGAGUGCCGCAGGAUGAAUAUCAACGUCCUGCCUCCAAGCAUCAACGGGAGCGAAGUCAACUUCUCCAUAGACACCGGCGAGCAAAGCAACAGUGCCAUACGCUUCGGUCUAUCCGCCAUUAAGAAUGUCGGUGAAGCGGCAGUCGCGCCGCUCAUAGAGACUCGCAAGGAAAUGGACGGCUUCCGGUCCAUUGAGCAACUGUGCCAGAAUGCCGACUUGGGCGGCGUGGGCAAGAAGGCGCUGGAAAGCCUGAUUAGAGCGGGUGCCUUCGACGACUUUGGCGAUCGCUCAGGCAUGUUGGAGGUCAUAGACCGCAUCGUGUCACUCGCGCAGAGCGAAGCGCACCUCCGCAACUCCCAGCAGACCUCGAUGUUCGACAUGAUGGGCGACUCAAUGCCUGCCGAGCUGGCGAGCAUUGACAUCCCCGAUCUGAACACUUCCGACGCCGAAAAAGGCCAGUGGGAACAGGAACUGCUUGGCGUAUCCACAUCGAACAACGCGAUGCUGAAUCUUCUCGCGCUCCACCGCGAAUCCGACGAUAUACUGAUGCUCAGCGACUUGGACGCAGAUAUGGACGGCAAUCUGGUUACCGUAACAGGCAGUGUGCGCCAGCGUGACGACCAGCUGAGCCUGAGUUGCUUUGAAGCCCAGGAAGUCAUUCUGCCGGAAGACACCACACACCACGCCAACAAUGGCGAAGACAAUUUGCCUGAAGAGCGCGAGGACGCUGACCUCGUAUCCGCCCCGUCCAAUGGCACGCCAAACAACACGCCAGAUGACACGGCGUCUUAUCGGCAAAAUCCGCCCCCACCCGAAAGUGUGCCCGAGCAGGUGUCGGCAGCGCAGAAUGGAGGCGUUGGUGUUGCCGAGGCGGUAACUGGCUAUCACGAAGAUGCCCCAACGGACAUCGCAGAUACACCACCACCGCAGGCAGAGGCAGCCUUAAGCUCACCUGAUACCGAUGCUGAUCGAGACAAUGACCCCGAAGAGGACAAUGAUUUGCAAGAAGAGAACAAUGACGAAGUAGCGCUACCCCAGUCGCCCGUCAGCGGGCCAGCACAAGGGACGAACGGGCAUGCCAGACAGAACGGCAACGGCGCGAGUUCGCUGCCUUCCAGCCCUAUGAACGCCAAUUCAUCCAACGCCAAUUCAUCGGCGCAGGCUGAUGAAAUCCAUCGCCUCCUGCUCCGAAUCAUCGAAGGCGAGCCUGAGCACGAUAAGCGAAUGCUUUACGAUGUCAGGAGUCUCCUCAUGGAAUACCGUGGCGAUUGCGAAGUUACUCUGGAGAUUACCACCGCAGGCCAUAUCGUCGAAAUGGAGUGGCCCGCGGUCCGCGUCUCAUCAGGCACGGAACUUGUGGAACGCCUCAAUAGCGAAGUGCUCGGUGAGUUCGGGGAAGCCCAGUUAGUUGCCGCCGCAGCGCGCUAA
Messenger RNA from Geodia barretti, 3108 nucleotides. NCBI's taxonomy places the organism in Eukaryota, Metazoa, Porifera, Demospongiae, Tetractinellida, Geodiidae. The record is from the annotation of a GenBank genome assembly.